AUGAAGCCAGCCCGAGGUCAACAGCGGUCAGGUGCCGAAAAUGCGAAUGGAAAUCGCAGUGCGCUUUCCGCCGCAAUCCUAGCGCGGCUCACAGAUGAGCUAAACCGCUGUAACCCGUUCAUCGGGAUCUACCGAACUGCCCGGGAGCAGCUAAUCGAGGCUGCCCGAAGCCAGACCCCUAUAGAUGUGAUACUAUCCCCCGAUCUGCGUAUCAUCCUCCAGGAGAAAGCUGAUCCACGCACGUAUAACUUGCCUACACGGACGGAGGUAGCGGCGUUUAUCCCAGACGCACCACCAGACUUCGGUCAGCGAACGUACCGGGAUAUGGUUUUGACUUUACGGGCCCCGGAUACGGGCCGAGCGGCCCUUCGUAGGGUGGAUCCAAGCCAUGCGGCGUAUCUACCUCUGCAUUAUGUGUUACUUUUCCCUCAUGGGGAUACUGGGUGGUCCUGGGGCCUCCGUUUGACUUUCCGUGAUCAGGACAAUGCCACCCAGGAUGAAGUAGACGACCUUGGACAUGACGACGGUGAUGUGGAUCCACCGGGUGUCCUACAUAAUAUAUUGGAUAUCGAUCCUGACCCGGAGGAUGACCUAGCGGCGUCUUUCUCAAACUGUAUAACAGCCCGUCAGUAUCACGCUUUUCGCGUGUUUACUCGGCCUGAUGACUUCAAUCCAAUCCAUCACGCCUGUCGCCUAGGUCAUCAGUAUUGGGUCGAUGCGUAUGCUACAAUUGAGCAAUCCCGACUCCGUUGGUUUAGUGGUCAUCAGGACGAUAUCCGGGCAGAUACCUAUCAAGGCCUUGCAGAUCACCUAGCGGAGGCUGUUGCUGAUACCGCCACUGAGGGCACAGAGGCUAUGAUAACCGCACCGGUCGGUCAGCGCGUGAUAUUACCCUCAUCGCACAUAGGCAGCCCACGGUUCAUGAAGAAGAUAUGUCAAGAUGCAAUCGCUUUGAUCCGUAAGUUAGGACCGCCAACGCUGUUUAUCACCAUGACGGCCAAUCCAACUUGGGAUGAGAUUACACGGGAGCUAUUCCCUGGCCAAACAGCCAUGGAUCGCCCGGAUUUGGUCAGCCGUGUAUUCGAUCUUAAAAAAAAGGAUCUUCUCCUACAACUCUGCAGGAAAGGUAUCUUUGGCCCUUCCACUGGCCGGUUUUGGACAAUUGAGUAUCAAAAGCGCUCCCUCCCUCACUGCCAUUUACUACUCUUCCUGGAAAAUAGCGACCAGUUCCACAACCCUUCAAUGAUAGAUGAGGUGGUCUGUGCUGAGCUACCGGAUCCAGUGGUGGAUCCGGAACUCAGUAAGAUUGUCCGUGACUAUAUGGUCCACAUGUGUGGCGAGGGCUUACAGGCCCCCUGUACCUCGAGCGACACUGCAACGGGCGAACGAACCUGUAGUAAGCGCUUCCCUAAGCCACUCACCUCUGAGACGAUCCCAAACGAGCAUGGAUACCCCCAGUAUCGCCGGCGUGAUAUCCCUGAUAUGGCAUUUACCAAACAUGUGAAGGGCCGUGAGGUCACUGUGGAUAAUAGCCGGGUUGUGCCAUAUAACCCAUACCUCACGAUCCGCUAUAACUGCCACAUCAACGUUGAGCUCUGUCGCGGUGUCGAGGUCGUUAAGUAUAUCACUAAAUACGCCUACAAAGGCCCAGACCGGGCUACAGUCCGGCUGACUCUUACCGACGAGAUUACAGAGUAUCUUGAGGGCCGGUAUAUUGGACCGUCGGAGGCGAUCUGGCGUCUGCUGGGAUACCGAGUGCAUGAGGAAUUCCCACCUGUGCAGGCGCUCCCAGUCCAUCUCCCAGGUCAGCAGCCAGUCCGCUUUCCGACCGGUGCUGAAGUUGAUGAUAUUCGGCGCCGGAUGGAUAACACGCGCAGUCCAUUGAUGGCCUACUUUGACUACAAUACUGUUGCCCGCCGGGAGGGCCGCCCGACGUAUCUAUAUCAGGAUAUGCUGCGGCACUGUGUCUGGGACCGGUCCCAGAGGGCCUGGCAGCCACGGAAAAAUGGGACUGUUAUCGGUAGGAUGUACCAUGUGAAUCCCCGUGACGGCGAGCGCUUCUACCUGCGGCUGCUAUUAACGGUCCGGCAUAAUGCUGUAAGCUUUGAGGACCUAAGGACCGUACGCCUUGGAUCACCAGAGCGGACAUUCCGGAACGCCUGCAAGAAGCUUGGGCUGCUAGAGGAUGACAACCACUGGCGGGCCACAUUCACGGAGGCUGUGACCUUCGCAUCUGGAAAAUCUCUAAGAAAUGAGUUCUGUGUUGCUGUCGUGCAUGGUGAUGUUAUGGACCCACCGGCACUCUGGGACGAGUUCCAAGUGCACCUAUGCGAUGACCUGCCCCGUCAGUUGGAAUCCUACACGGAAGCCGGCAGAGAGCUACCUGCCACUUCUAUCAGAGAACAGUACCUUGACUUUGGCCUAUUUCUGAUCGGCCGACUGCUAGCAGCGCAAAGUAAGACAUUAGCGGAUUAUUACAUGCCAUCCCCGGAAGCUGAUUGGUCUGCCUUCCAGCAAUCAUCCCGUGACGGUCUGCAUAACAUGCCAUUAGAUCGCCUAGCCACCACGGCCGCAGAGUUGCGGGAUCAGCUCAACGAUAAUCAACAGACCAUCUUUUCCGCCGUGGUAUCCACUGUGCUUGGCGGUCGGCCUGCUGCGUGGUAUCUACAAGGCCCUGCCGGUACUGGCAAGACAUUCCUCUACCGUACGAUCUAUGCUGAGCUGCGGCGCUUAGGCUUCGAUGUGGCCUGUGUUGCUUCGUCCGGCAUUGCCGCAACCCUACUACCGGAUGGCAGCACGGCCCACAGUCAUUUCGGUAUCCCGCUUGAAUUACAUGAGGACUCGACCUCGACUUUAAGGCCAAGAUCUGCAAAAUUUCAACGCCUACGGACAACGGCUCUGAUCAUCUGGGAUGAGGUCCCAAUGCAGGACCGGUAUGCAGUGGAAUUGGUGGAUCGUCUCCUAAAAGACGCCCGUGACGAUGACCGUCUAUUUGGUGGUCUUCCAGUCCUGAUGGGGGGUGAUUUUGCGCAGACCUUACCGAUAGUAGUCCCAUCUAGCCGAACCAGGACAGUAGCUGCGUGCUUACAACGAUCUUCAAUUUGGCCACAACUGACAGUCCUACAGCUACAUCGAAAUAUGCGCCUUCCGCCAACAGGCGAUAAUACAGGCUACGGGCAAUAUCUAUCCACAAUGUCCUACCGGGAGGACUUACAGGGUACUAUUAUCCUGCCCCAGUACAUCCCCCGAUCCGAUACGGUAGAGGAGCUCUGUGAUGCUAUAUAUCCCACUGCAGCGCUAUCGGCAGCCACCGAGAACCUGGAGUUCUUUGCUGAGCGGUCUAUUGUCACUAUCCGUAACGACGCGGUGGCGGUCUUCAACGACCGGCUAAUCAGCCGCAUGACAGGCGAUUUGAGGACUUAUUGGUCCGCCGACCGUGCCCAGGAUCGUCCUGGCAGGUAUCAACCAACCCUUACAGAACAACCACUGGAGUAUUUAAAUUCUAUCAAUAUGCCAGGCCUGCCGCCGUCGAAACUAGCAUUGAGAGUCGGAGCCCCGAUUAUGCUGAUCCGGAACCUCCGCCAAGAAGACGGCCUCUGCAAUGGAACCCGCCUCAUCAUCACGGGUAUAUAUCACUGGAAUAUCACCGCCCGAAUCAUCGCUGGCGACCGCAAAGGGGUAGAACACACGAUCCCCCGUAUCCCGUUAGAGACGACUGAUGGCCAACUAUCCUUCACCCUCCGCCGCGUGCAGUUCCCAAUCCGUCUCUGUUUUGCUAUGACAAUUAAUAAGAGCCAGGGGCAGUCGUUGAAACAGGUAGGUGUAGACCUUCGCGUGCCAGCCUUUUCCCAUGGGCAGCUGUACGUUGCACUCUCAAGGGUGACCGAUGUAGCAAAACUAUCGAUCUUACACGCGGAGGGGUCAGAUACAACAGAAAAUAUCGUGUUUCGAGAGGUCUUACAGCGCUUCUCUCCUAUAGCAUUAGCGGUCGAAGUUAGUUAA
Messenger RNA from Penicillium manginii, 4002 nucleotides. RefSeq lists its product as uncharacterized. Gene Ontology annotation, biological process: telomere maintenance; DNA repair. Gene Ontology annotation, molecular function: DNA helicase activity. Bases 1 to 4002 code for a protein of 1333 amino acids. The transcript has a single exon. The record is from RefSeq and is a predicted model, not a curated record. NCBI's taxonomy places the organism in Eukaryota, Fungi, Ascomycota, Eurotiomycetes, Eurotiales, Aspergillaceae.